Molecule: messenger RNA, 1712 nt
Organism: Lathyrus oleraceus (garden pea)
Lineage: Eukaryota; Viridiplantae; Streptophyta; Magnoliopsida; Fabales; Fabaceae
Exons: 6
Coding region: 468-1100 (210 amino acids)
Source: RefSeq, a predicted model, not a curated record
AGCAUGUACACUUUUGCAAUUAAAUUCUAAACUCAUUCUUAAUCCAUUAUUUGAUGAAUGUUUGUUAAGAUAAGAAACCCCACACAUGCUCAUCAAUAUCAUGCUCUUCUCUUCCUCUCUCUUUCUCACCACUGUUCCCUUCCUUUCUACCUUCCAAUAAAAAACAUCCACCUCUAAUCAGACAAAAAAAACGUUGUUUUUAUAACUCUCUUUGUUUCUUCUUCCACUUCCAUUCCAUCAUCAUUAUUUUAACCGGAACAAACCACCAACAACUUCUCUUACCCGUUCUUUCCUCUGUCUUUUCCAUACCUUGCCGUUUCUCCAAACAAGAACAAAUUUCUGGGUAUUGUAUCCUUAAAGUAUAGUCUUGUGACCCAUACUAUACGUAACUUUUGACGCUGAAAAACAAAAUUAAACACUGCGCCUUUUUUCCUCCUUUAUUCCUUUUUUCUUCUUCUUCGAAAGUGAUGGAACUUGCGGAAAUUCCUCAGUUGGAUUCGGUUUCUUCCUCUCGUGAGGCUUUGGAAUCAGGAGAGAUGAAGAUAGGUUCACAGAGAAUCUUGCUUUCGGAUCACAUAAAGGCAUAUCAACACUCUUCUGAGAAAGUGGAUAGCUUUGUGGUUGAUAUGGAUUCUUUCUCUUCCAGCAUCAACAACAAAGACAUCAUCAAUGCCAAUUCAAGAACAACAUUGCAGAGGAACCAUUCUAGGAAAGGAACUCAACGUUGGGGUGAUAGGAAUAUGAAUGGUGGUAAUGUCACAGUUGAAGACAAAGAUAUUGUCCCUACUACAUGCUCUCCGAGAGCUUCUUUGUUAGGACCCUCCAAGUCAACAGUGGCGGUAGGGUCCAUACAGAAUUCAUCAAACACACAGCAACAAGUGCAUCAUCAAAUUACUAUCACAACAGCUAGUAGUAACAUGUGUAACAACAACACAGAAAACAAAUGUAUGGUGAGGAGAAGUAGUUUUGGACGAUCUUAUUCAUGGCUCCUUGACCCUAAAAAAAUUCUUCUUAUCUUUGCCACAUUGUCAAGCGUGGGAACAUUAUUAUUGAUAUACUUGACUCUUAGUAUCAGCAAGCAUAAUAAUGGAGCUGAAUAAGGAAGUGAUUUGUUCGACCGAGACUUAUACCGGAUAGAAUGAGAUUUGAAAGCUUGCGAAUUCUAACUAAACUUCCACCAUCUUUAUGUCUGAAUCAGUUACCUCUUCUGGAGGUACAAGAGGGAGUUAAAGGAUGAGGAAGUUACUUUUUUCUUUUUCUCUUCAUAGGGUUUAUAUACCUCAGCUUGUAUCAUUCUAUUCUGUUUUUGCCCUCACAUGCAAUCAUAAUAGCAAAUGAAACUUUUUCCUUAUUUGUAAAUUUUAAAGUUAAUAUAGGGAAAAGGAAAAGGGAAGCAAUAGUUGAAUGUUAUGAGACCCAUGAAAGCUACCUAGAAGCUACAAUACAAAAGUGCAAUACCAUGAGCAGUGGGAACUAAAGAGACAUUGCAUGCUCAAUGAGAUUUUUGGUCUUUGUCAAUAAAGCUGUAAUCCACUAGUUGUAGUUUUCAGGGGCAAAUAAUGUUUGAUAUACAGGGGAACUUUUGGGAAUAAACUAGAUGUGUCAUGUGUGAAUCAUUUAGUUUAAUUUGGCAAGUUUCUUAUGUUGUGUAGUUGGUUUACAUGACUAAGCAUGUGAAGAUUAGAUCCUUUUCAACAGAACCUUUAUGUUAA